GUUAAGUUGGUGAUGUGUUUUCUUUGGGUGCAGUGGCGUUGAGGUCGUGUCGACCACAUCCGCCGACUUCUUUCUUUUUGUCCCACCAGCACCUUCGUCGCGCACUCGCUGUGCCUUCCUUGUUUGAUUGUUCUAGACUUUUGGGCUACUUUCCUGUCUCGGAUCCUUGUUUUUUCUUUCUCCCUCCCUAUCCAAUGCGCACCAACAGCCGCACUGCGCCCAAGCGAGCCCACUAAACCUCAACCAGACGCGCAGGUCGCAGAGGAUGGCGUCCUCAGUCGAUGCCAACACCCGAAAGAGGGUUCUCAGGGUCAUCUUCGUCUCCCUAUUGCUUGACCUGAUCUCUUUUACUUUUAUCCUCCCGCUCUUCCCGAACCUGCUUGAAUUCUAUCGCAAUUCCGAAGCUCCCGCUGGUCUCGACUCUGAAGGGCGCCAGCGCCCCCCGACUCUGCUCGCCAAUGUGCUGGGCUACCUCAACGCCUACAAGGCCGCCUUCGCCAAGCCGAUAGACUCCCGAUAUGACAUCGUUCUUCUCGGCGGUGCUCUCGGGAGCAUAUUCUCCCUCUUGCAGGCUGUCGCUUCCCCCAUAAUCGGCCGCCUGUCGGACAAGCACGGCCGGCGCACCGCGCUCCUGGCUAGCAUGUGCGGCAACAUCCUCUCGGUCCUGUUGUGGGUUGUGGCCGUCGACUUCCGCACUUUUGUGGCCUCGCGCGUCGUCGGCGGUCUGUCCGAGGGCAACGUCCAGCUCGCCACCGCCAUCGCCACCGACAUAUCAGACGAGACCAGCCGUGGCUCCACCAUGGCCCUCAUUGGCGCUUGCUUCUCCAUCGCCUUCACCUUCGGCCCCGCCCUGGGCGCCUGGCUGAGCUCCAUACCCACCGUGGCUGCGAACCCCUUCGCCACCGCCGCCGGGUUCUCCCUCUUCCUCAUCGUCACCGAGACGGCCUACCUCUAUGUCGCUCUGCCCGAAACUCUGCCGGCCCUGACUGAAAAGGGUGCUGCGGCCACCUCCAAGGCCGCCGCUGACAAGGAGAAGAGCCCGGCUCCGGUCAAGAGGACCAACUCGCACUUCCUUCUCAACACAGUCCACCUGACCUUCCUCCUCUUCUUCUCGGGCAUGGAGUUCUCGCUCCCCUUCAUGACGUAUGAUCUGUUCGGCUAUACCUCGGCCCGGAACGGCCGCCUGCUGGGCUAUAUCGGCCUCGUCGCCUCCAUCCUCCAGGGCGGUGUGACGCGCCGCCUCCCGCCCCUGUUUUCAGUGCGCCUCGGCGUCGCGGCCUGCCUCGUUGCCUUUGCCCUGCUGGCCCGUGCCUCUUCCGUCAGUAUGCUCUACCUGGCCGCCACGUGCCUGGCCACCACGUCGGCCACGGUCGUGACGGGGCUCAACGCCCUCAGCAGCUUCGAGGCCGGGGCCGGCGAGCGCGGCAAGAAGCUUGGCGCCCUCCGCAGCUGGGGCCAGCUCGGCAGAGGCGUCGGCCCCGUCCUCUUCACGAGCGUCUAUUGGUGGGCCGGCCGCGAGGUGGCAUACGGUAUCGGUGCCCUGGGCAUCGCCGCCGUUACCCUCCUCGUCUUCUUUGGACUCAAGUCUCCUCCGGGGUCCCUAGGGGCUGCAAAAGCCAGGGGCGGGAAAGGUGUCGCCGAGAAGAAAGAUCUGUAGUUGGGGUUACAAGGUGUUUCGUCCUGAGCAGGUUGGUUAAUUUAGAUUCCUGUGAUGUUGCGUAAAGUGUUGUAGAUAUCAUAUAAAGUAGAUGUAUAGCACCGGCAACACAACAUGAUUGAUAACCGUCUCCCGAAGCCGAGGCACCCCGCCCACAAGGACGAUGGCAGUCUUACAGGUCCUAGGGGCAAAGAUUAGGAAUGUUAGUACUAUAAGGUUUCAUAUUCCUAUUUUUAUUCGUGGGUUUAUUCUAAUCCUUAUCUUGUUUUUCUUCCCGUUUUUCUUCCUGUUUUCCUCCCGUUUUCUUCCCAUUCUGUUCCUUUUCUUAUUCC
Molecule: messenger RNA, 1989 nt
Organism: Gaeumannomyces tritici R3-111a-1
Lineage: Eukaryota; Fungi; Ascomycota; Sordariomycetes; Magnaporthales; Magnaporthaceae
Exons: 3
Coding region: 266-1657 (463 amino acids)
Biological process (GO): transmembrane transport
Cellular component (GO): brush border membrane
Molecular function (GO): transmembrane transporter activity
Source: RefSeq, a predicted model, not a curated record